AUGGCGGCACGUUCGCCUCUUGAUGACGGGUCGGGGUCGUACUCGUACUACGAUUCGUUCUAUUCGGACGAGGAAGGAGGUACUCUCCAGGACGGCGGAGCUCGUAGUCAGCCACGUGCGGCUCGUGGCGGCAGCAAGACCAAGUCCAACACGGCUGCGCCUGCCGACGUUGCUCGGUCCAACUCGAUCAGGGCCCGCCUCGUCCAGGUCAAGGCUGCUGCCAAUGACGAUUCCUCGUCCUCUGGCAUGGGCGGCGAGCCCACAGAGCGUCUCGAGUACAACCGUGACGAGCUGUACGAGCUCUACCCGCAAAACCCCAAGCUCUACCGCAAGAUGGGCAAGCUCCUCGGUGUGGCCAACGCACUCGGAACGGACCUGCAUCGUGGUAUUGACGUCUCGACCAUUCCGUCGCGGCGCGAGCGGUUCGGAGCCAACCGGCUGCCGGAGGCGCCAACCAAGUCGUUCCUCGAGCUCUGCUAUGAGACGCUGCAGGACUUUAUCCUCAUUCUGCUCAUUGUGGCGGCGAUUGUGUCGCUCAUUCUGGGCGUGACGGUGGCGUCGCACGACGGUGCCGCCGGUUGGAUCGAGGGUGCGGCCAUUCUUGUGGCCGUCACGCUGGUGGUCAUGGUCACGGCGCUCAACGACUACAAGAAGGAGCAGCAGUUCCAGAAACUCAACAAGCAGAAGGACGACAAGUCGGUCAAGGUCCUGCGGUCGGGCUCCGAGUCUGCGCAGUCGAUCUCGGUCUUUGACGUUGUGGUGGGUGACCUGCUCCAGCUCUCCACAGGCGACAUUGUGCCUGUUGACGGGCUGUACGUGAGCGGCAACUCGUGUGCUGCGGACGAGUCUGGCCAGACCGGCGAGCCGGAUCUCUGCCACAAGAACAAGCACAACCCGUUCUUCAUCUCGGGUUCGAAGAUCAAGGAGGGCGACGCGGUGAUGCUGGUCACGUGCGUCGGCAUGGACUCGCACAACGGACGUGCCGUCAUGGCGCUCCGCGUGCCGCCCGAGGACACGCCGCUGCAGAAGCAGCUCGACAAGCUGGCCAAGGACAUUGGCAAGCUUGGCAUGUUUGCUGCCGUCAUUCUCUUCAUUGUGCUCUCGGUCAAGUUCUUCAUCAUGCAGGUUGACAAGGGCAAGAAGAUUGACAACGAGGCGCUCGAGCUCAUGACCGAGUACAUCAUCACGUCGAUCACGAUUGUGGUGGUGGCGGUGCCCGAGGGUCUCCCGCUCGCCGUCACCAUUGCGUUGGCCUACUCGAUGGUCAAGAUGCUUAAGGACCAGAACCUGGUCCGUAAGCUUGCGGCAUGCGAGACCAUGGGCCGUGCCACGGUCAUCUGCUCCGACAAGACCGGAACGCUCACCCGCAACGAGAUGACGGUGGUCGACGGUUGGAUUGCCGGCGAGUCGCUGGCCGGCAUCGACUCUGCUGACGACGCGCUCCUGGCCAAGAAGGUCAAGGACUGGUCGGUCGGGCCCAAGGCUGAGGGCGUGGAGGGCACUCUGCUCUUCAAGAUCCUCCAGGGCAUCAACAUCAACUCGUCGGCCGCCGAGGUUAGCGUCGAGUCCAAGGAGGGCGGCGGAAGCAAGCUCGAGUGGACCGGCUCGACGACCGAGCAGGCGCUGCUCAAGUUCACGCGGCAGGUCCGCGGCUCGCUGCCGGACUACCGCGCCAUGCGCGAGGAGGCCGACUCGUCGGGCUCCAAGGUCAAGGCCUUCCCGUUCUCGUCCAAGCGCAAGCGCUCGUCGUACGUUGUCCGUCUCUCGAACGGCAUGUACCGCCACUACGUCAAGGGCGCGUCCGAGAUGGUCCUCGCUGAGUGCGUGUCGUACCUCGACGCGUCGGGCAAUGUCCGCCGGCUCACGCCCGAGAUCCGCAGCGAGCUCGAGGCUAAGAUCGGCAACAUGGCGCAGCACGCGCUCCGCACCAUCUGCCUUGCGUACAAGGAUCUCGCCAUGCCGCCGGCUGACAACUGGGACGAGGAGGACAUCUCCGAGUCGGUUGUCAUCGGCAUCACCGGCAUCCACGACGUCAUCCGCCCCGAGGUCCCGCAGUCGGUCCUCGACUGCCAGAAGGCCGGCAUUGUCGUCCGCAUGGUCACCGGCGACAACAUUGACACCGCUCGCGCCAUCGCCGUCGAGUGCAACAUCUACGACCCGGACCUCGACACCGCGCUCGAGGGCCCCGACUUUGCCAAGUGCACCAACGCCGAGCUCAAGCACAUCCUCCCGGCCAUGACCGUCCUCGCCCGCUCGGCGCCGCUCGACAAGCAGCGGCUGGUGGAGCGGCUUCAGGUCGACUUUGACGAGGUCGUCGCCGUCACCGGCGAUGGCACCAACGACGGGCCCGCCCUCUCCAAGGCCGAUGUCGGCUUUGGCAUGGGCGUGACCGGAACCGAGGUCGCCAAGGAGGCUGCAGACAUCAUCCUCAUGGACGACAAGUUCACCUCGAUUGUCGCCGCCGUCCUCUGGGGCCGCAACGUCUACGACUCGAUCCGCAAGUUCCUCCAGUUCCAGCUGACCGUCAACGUCGUCGCCGUCGCGCUCGCCUUUAUCGGCGCCGUCUCCAACGACAAGGGCGAGUCGCCACUCAAGGCCGUUCAGCUCCUCUGGGUCAAUCUCAUCAUGGACACCCUCGCCGCGCUUGCCCUCGCCACCGAGGAGCCGUCCGAGGGCCUCCUCGACCGCAUGCCGACCCGUAACGAGGACCGCCUCGUUUCGCUCGUCAUGUGGAUGCACAUCAUUGGCCAGUCGAUCUUCCAGCUCAUUGUCACCCUCGUCCUCCUCUACGACGGCCACAACAUCUUCAACGUCGAGCAGUACGAGACCGAGCACUUUACCAUUAUCUUCAACGCCUUUGUCUGGUGCCAGCUCUUCAACGAGUUCAACACCCGCCGCAUCCACCAGGAAAUCAACUGCUUUGAGAACAUCUUUGCCAACUGGCUCUUUGGCGCCAUUUGGGUCGCCACUGCUCUCAUGCAGGUCUUCAUCGUUGAGGCCGCCGGCGAUUGGGCCCAGGUCACCGGCCUCGGCGUCGGCGCCUGGUUCGGCUCGCUUCUUGUCGGUCUCAUCUCGCUGCCCAUCGGCUUCCUCCUCCGCCUCGUGCCCAUGCACGCUCCCGAGUACACCCGCGAGAACGUCAACGCCGACCGCGUCGCAGCUGGUGAGCGCCGCAUGGCCGCCCGCGCUGCGGGUGCCAUGCACUAA
Messenger RNA from Thecamonas trahens ATCC 50062, 3207 nucleotides. RefSeq names its product calcium-transporting ATPase PAT1. The transcript has 3 exons. The record is from RefSeq and is a predicted model, not a curated record. Gene Ontology annotation, molecular function: ATP hydrolysis activity; ATP binding; P-type calcium transporter activity. The coding region runs from base 1 to 3207 and encodes 1068 amino acids. Gene Ontology annotation, cellular component: intracellular membrane-bounded organelle; membrane. Gene Ontology annotation, biological process: calcium ion transmembrane transport. NCBI's taxonomy places the organism in Eukaryota, Apusomonadida, Apusomonadidae.